Procambarus clarkii (red swamp crayfish) is the source of this 843-nucleotide messenger RNA. The record is from RefSeq and is a predicted model, not a curated record. NCBI's taxonomy places the organism in Eukaryota, Metazoa, Arthropoda, Malacostraca, Decapoda, Cambaridae.
AUGUUCCAAACAGCACUGGAACCGCGCCUGGCACUGGGGCACCUACCCGAGGCAGCAGGUGGCACUGGAGGCACCUACCCGAGGCAGCAGGUGGCACUGGAGGCACCUACCCGAGGUAGCAGGUGGCACUGGACGCACCUCCCCGAGGCAGCAGGUGGCACUGGAGGCACCUACCCGAGGCAGCAGGUGGCACUGGGGCACCUACCCGAGGCAGCAGGUGGCACUGGGGCACCUACCCGAGGCAGCAGGUGGCACUGGGGCACCUACCCGAGGCAGCAGGUGGCACUGGAGCACCUACCCGAGGCAGCAGGUGGCACUGGAGCACCUACCCGAGGCAGCAGGUGGCACAGGACGCACCUACCCGAGGCAGCAGGUGGCACUGGAGGCACCUACCCGAGGCAGCAGGUGGCACUGGAGGCACCUACCCGAGGUAGCAGGUGGCACUGGACGCACCUACCCGAGGCAGCAGGUGGCACUGGAGGCACCUACCCGAGGCAGCAGGUGGCACUGGAGGCACCUACCCCAGGCAGCAGGUGGCACUGGGGCACCUACCCGAGGCAGCAGGUGGCACUGGGGCACCUACCCGAGGCAGCAGGUGGCACUGGAGCACCUACCCGAGGCAGCAGGUGGCACUGGAGGCACCUACCCGAGGCAGCAGGUGGCACUGGAGGCACCUACCCAAGGCAGCAGGUGGCACUGGGGCACCUACCCGAGGCAGCAGGUGGCACUGGGGCACCUACCCGAGGCAGCAGGUGGCACUGCGGCACCUACCCGAGGCAGCAGGUGACACAGGACGCACCUACCCGAGGUAGCAGGUGGCACUGGGGCACCUGCCCGAGGUAG